Messenger RNA from Symbiodinium natans, 744 nucleotides. The record is from the annotation of a GenBank genome assembly. NCBI's taxonomy places the organism in Eukaryota, Dinophyceae, Suessiales, Symbiodiniaceae.
AUGCAAGCCGCAGCUUCCAGCUCCGGCUUCACGCACUCACUCCGCAGCCUUGGGUGGCGCGGCCUCAGUCGCGGCUUCGUGCUGAGCCUGGCUUGGGCGUGUCCGCAAGGCGCCAUACGCAUGGCCAGCUACGAAGCGUGCAAGGAGACCCUCUUGGACAAAUUCUCUUUCAGGCCUUUUGGGAUUGCUGUUUCUGCUGUCUCUGCAGACUUUGCGAGCAGCGUGGUGAAGGUGCCGCGGGAGUUGAUCACGCAACGAAUGCAGACUGGUCAGUACAAGUCCAGCUGGCAGGCCGUACGCGGCAUCUUUCGGGAAGGUGGCGUUACAGGCUUCUUCCGAGGAUACGCUUCUACUGCUUCUCGCGAUACUCCGUUCAUGCUGCUGCUCUUCCUCUCCUACGAGCAGUUCAAGUCUUGGAAGAUUCGUCUCACUUACUCGCAGCAGGGGCCCGCUGAAAUCUUCGCCCCGUGGUCCGAUGCAGAGACCGUUCUUUGGGGGGGCAUCUCUGGCACUCUUGCAGCUUGGUUGACCACUCCCUUCGAUGUCAUCAAGACGCGGAUCAUGACCUCCAAGAGUCCCCUCUCCUUCCACGAGGCUUUGAGAGAUGUGAGAGCCAUCGGGCCCACGGGGCUCUUCCGUGGAGCCGGGCCUAGAAGUGCCUGGUGGUUCUGCGUAAGUUCUGUGUUUUUUGCGAGCUACGAGCGGUUGAGAGCUGUUCUGCAGCAGCACGUGGACCCGGGCUGA